UACCAUUCGAAAAUCUUCUACAAAUACAUAUUUAUCUUGCUACGUUUAUUCGUCAAAAUAUCCAAGUCUCCAUACGCUAACCGCUUCUUUUGAGUAAUGCGUUGCAGGGGAUGAGAUUGUCACUAUUUAUUCAGUUGGCUCUAUUAAUCCGUUAUGCUUUUUGUGAUUAUUAUGACGUCCUUGGAGUAUCUAAAUCUGCCUCAAAUUUGGAAAUUAAGACAGCAUAUAGGAAACUAGCGAAGAAAUGGCAUCCGGAUAAGAAUCCUUCAGAUAAAGCAAACAAAAAGUUCAUUGAAAUAAAUGAAGCCUAUGAGGUACUAUCCAACUCUAAGAAACGGCAUGAGUAUGAUACCUUCGGAAAAGUCCAUUCAGAUGGGAGUGCACCUCCCCCUGGACAUUAUCCAUACCGUCACGAAUUUGUUCAUUCUUCGUUUGAAGAUCUUUUCGAUUUUUUUCCAGGGUUCAACCGUGCCCCACAAUUCUCAACCAAUGUCCUUAAUAUCGACUUUCGAAACUAUCGCCUAACCCACCUCCCACGAUCUCGAACGGUGCCUUUGCUCAUAUUUGGUUAUUCUGAUUUUUGUUUCCCUUGUCGUCAAGUUCGUCCCAUUUGGUCACAAUUAGCAGAUGAGCUUACUCCGUUGGGGAUUACUGUGGCUAGUGUCAAUUUAGAACAUGAUUCUGCACUGCGUGAAGAGCUACGCGUAUUACAUGUUCCGAGUGUGACAAUAGUUGUUGAUGGACAGGUUUCUUAUUACUCUCGAGGUGAUUUCAGUCAUAAUAGUCUUAUUGACGCAUUAAGAAGUGCAAUUAUGAAAUCAAAUCCUUCACACUCUAAGGCGUUACCAAUAUUUCUUAGCACAACAAUCGAUACACCAUUAAUACAAAGUAUUAGUGAUUAUGAUACAUUUAUUAAUACUUUUCAUUAUGGUUGGCGUCGUGACAGUCGACCCAGAAUGGUACUUAUUAAACCAUUAACUUUACCACCGUUACGGUAUUGCGUGGCUGCUUUCAGAGCAGCAGAUCAUUUAGCUGCUGGUUAUAUUAAUUCUGAACCUGGUAACAAUCAUAAUCUGGCUAGGAAUUUCAAUGUAAAUCCAAAUGAGGAGACCUUAUUGAUAUAUCAUGAAGAUUCAAGUAUACCUGUCUAUCGUCAAUCAGCUACAAAAUUAUCACCUACUUUAUUGGAUAAUGCAAUGUUAACUUAUAGUCAAUUAAAUAUCCCUAGAAUAUAUAGUCGUGCACGACUGUUGGAUUUAUGCCCAACUGAUGGAAGUAAACCAACUAGUAAAUAUGCUUUAGAAUCAGAUAAACAUUAUAAUGAUCAUUCUAAUCAUCGUCAUUUAUGCUUAGUAUUAUUGUUAAAUUCAAAGUUAUCCAAUGUUGAACAAAUAAACAGUUGGGGUGAUAUAUGGUUAACUAUGUUACGUCAUACAUUACAAUUAUCUCAAACAGAUUUAUCAAAAUUAUAUCAUACAAAUCAACAUAGUUAUCAUUUUAUGCCUGUACAUAUUUAUGUGGAUCGUCAGAUUAGUUUAAUGCAAAAAUUAAGUACAUCUUCUACAUGUUCAAAUGAAUCGUGUAAUUUACUUAAUGAAGAUAAUAUGGGCCGUUUAGCAUUAAUUUGGCGUAUCAGUUCAACUGAAACAGUUUAUCAAUUUCUUCCCACUAAUUCAAUGUCUCAUCCAAGAACUCAUUUAAAUGAAAAAAUGCUGAAACCAAAUGAUUUAAAAAGUUUAAUCUUGAAAUCUACUAAACAGAUGUAUACUGCUUUAAUGAAUGAUUUAGAAAAUAUUAUCCAGACAGUAUCUAUUAUUGACAAAGUAACUAAUCCAACAAAUCAUUUCAUUCAUUCAAUUGAUAAAGUGGUAUCUCAAUGGUAUCUACUCAAAGAUUGUAUGAUUGAGGAAUUAAUGAUUGAUGAAUUAGUAGCGUCAAUAUGGAUUAGAAUGAGAAAUAGGCUGUUACAAAUUCUUGUGGAUAUUGGGCAUUCAAUGUUUGACCUUGUAAAUCAUCCUUUGGCAUUUGUUUUUUCAAGUUUUAUGAUUAUCAUCGGUUUACUAUUAUUCAGUUUGAUAUCAACACUUGUACAAGCAACAAAAAAUGAACAACAGAAUAAAUGUACAACAGAGAAGCGUUACAACGAAACAAAUCAAGAUGUUAAUACAUCAUUCUCAUCAAACAAUAAUAUUAGUGAUAAAAAUAGUAGUAGUAGUAGUUGUGGUAAUAAUAGCAGUAGUAGUCAGUGUAAAUUUACUGAAGGGUCAGUUAUUUUGUUUUAUUUCUGUUUUUUUUAUUUAUUAAUUAUUUGAUUGCAACGUAUAUGGUUUUCAUCAACCAAUUGAUGUAUCAUUUAGAAGAGCCAUUUAUAAUCAAGGAGCACUGAAACACUGUUUUAGUCUAGUUAGAUAUUCCUUUAUAGUAGUGUACAUUUAUGAUUUAUUCAACACCGUAAUAAGGCGUUUCCCUACAUCAAUAAUGAUGAAUUAGUUUUGAUCAUAAAAAAAUAAUAGAUUGAUUCAUUAACGUAUGUUUGAUCAUAGCUUAAAGUACAUGGAAUAUUUUAAAUGGUUCUUUUCUUACAUCCGUUUUAUUUGUAUAUAUGUCGAUGAGGUUGUGAAUCUUCAUCGACUGGGAUGAUUGGGCCACGUGUUACGUAUGCCUGAACACCGAUUACCACGACGCACAAUGCUGACUAGUGUUGGGGAUGACUGGAAGAAAGUUUGGGGCGGCCAAACCAAAGCGUGGCAUCACUCCUCGAAGUCACUAACUUCUAGUCUUAGCCAUGUUGAUAGAUGCAGACUACUCGGUUGGGGUCCACGUGACUAUCGUAAUCAAUGGUUGGAGAUUAUGGGUGACAUAGCUCAGAGUCGAUCACAAUAGUGUAGGUGUAUACACUCUCUGUCUUCCGUUAAACCAUGACAUUAAAAUUGCUUUGUAUCUUUCUUUCUACCAACUAAUUCUUUCUUCCUGUACUCUAUCGUUAUAUGCAAUCUUUCUUUUAUGUAUCACCACCUCUGAAUUAACUACUUUUAUGAAUCCGGUGUUCAUGUUGCUCUGCUAAUGAGGUAUGGCAUCUUGGACCAAUGCACAUAUGUGUUUGGUCCUACGUUGUAACUGAGUGAUUGUAUAUAUGUAAAGACUGAAUAAAAUCGUCUUUCCUUAAUUAUUAACUGCCAUUUAUAUUUAUUGAUAAGGGUUUUUGUACAGUUUUAUUGUUUAUGAAAUUGUGCAUCGCAUAAUAUACUUAGCAUAUAAAUUCUAUUGUUAUCGUUUCUGUUUUCUCCAAUGAACUAGAAGAAAACUGUACCGACCAUCAUAACGAUCCCUCUUAAAUUUUGCAAUAAUUAGCUUCACAAAAGGUUAUAAGCGUUGUGUAAAAGCACUUGAGUAGAUACUGUUUACAUUACACAUUGAUUUUGCUAAAAGAAACACAACCGAAAACCGGAAAAUUCAAUGUUAAGUUUGUAAAAUAAAAAAAAUAGUGACCCAUAAGUAUAGGUAGACAUCCAUUGUCUUCUGUUCCUUCACUAAUUCACGGAACUUCCUAUUUCCUAAAAUUUUGGUCACAAUAACUGAAAGUUCAACGAGUAGUUUUAAUCCAUGACUCGUGUGGUUUUAUUAUAGAAAUACAAGAUCGCAACUUACAAAUGCUAUGAAUGUCCUCAAAACCUCCUUUUUUUGUUUGAAUCUGAGCUCUGAAAUUUUGUUGUAGAUUAAAAGCCCAUAUUUUCUGUCAUUGGGAUGAUAUCUUUUGAUCAUUAAAUACAUUACCUUUUGAUGUUUUGGAGUAAUAAGACAACAAUGUCGUUAGAAAUUACUAAAAACUGUUGUAAGUAUCAAGUCUAAAGUUUUAGCUAAUAGUAAUACCAUAAAUAUUUAUUAUUCUGUAUUUAUGUCUAGGUCAUCUGCACUUACUCCUAUUGUUUCAUUAAAUCCUUCCACAUAUGAUCGUCUUGUUCGUGAUGCCCCUAAAGGUUUCAGGCUUCUAGUAUUAUGUGUUCGUGGAACUACUCAAGAUAAUCGAUUACGUGAUCAGUUUGACUUCAAAACUCGUCGAGUUUGCGGAAGUCAAAUUCAACGUGCUUGUCUUUCUAUGGAUCGAUAUUCUGGUUGGCUUGCAAAAUUACUUGAAUCUAUCAGAUCUAAUUUACCAAUACAUAUUCGUUCUAAUAAAACUAUGCAAAAGAAUAAGAAUGUGAAUGAUACUACUGAUGAUAAUAAUAAUAAUAAUAGUGGAAUUUUAUUUAUUAAUCCAGUGAACUGUGUUGGAACAGUUAUCGCCGUUAAUGGUUAUCGUCGAUAUUUCAAUCUUUAUCAUCCUUUAAUUCCAGGUUCUCAAAGCAGUUCUGAUGAAAAUUCUGUAAGUGAUACAUAAUUUAAAAUUUUGAUGUUUUCUUAUUCUAAGUUGUGUAUUACAGAGUAUUAAUUUAGUUAUACAGAUGAAUGAAUUCCUCUUGGAAAGUUAAGAAGCACUAUCUGAUUAGUUCAUCCAUAGAAUGUAGUGCAAUCAGGUAACGGUUUGUUUCACAAUUCAUGGUAUAAGUUAGAGAAUUGGAGAUAGUGUCAAAUUACUUGUUACAUACAAUCUGUAGAGACGGAAUUAGGCAUUUGAUGUGAUGAAUACUAUCUUUUUUUUUACUGUGGUGACAAAAUAAUUUUCCACCAUUAUUUUGAACAUUUUGAGUAGUAUAAAAUGGUAUUUCGAAUGCUCAUUAUGCAUGAUAUUUUAAUUUCGUGCAAAGAUCUAAAAACCGCGUUCUGAAUUCUGAUUGACUCAUUCCUAAUGUAUACUUUCACUAUAAGGAACGUAUUCGAAAAAUAAGAAGGUUAGAGUAACUUUAAAACUGAAAAUUGAAGAAAAAAAUAAUGAACACAUCUAUUCCACCGUGAUCGAUUCUAAUCUAUGCUACUUAUAGUCUUCAACCAGUGAUCACGAUUGGUGUAAGCAUCCCAAACAGAUAAUUUUCAUCUAGUGACAAUGCUUAGUACAUCAAACAAUUACUUCAUGUAAUAAUACCACGUCUUCGUUUAGCUGCUGUUAGCUAUUCUUAUGCAAGUCGGCAUAGUUCAUUGAAACAAAGGGUAUUUGGAGAUGUGUUUAAACCACGUUAAUUGAUAAUGGUUUGCUACAUCGUUAAUCGAUUUCCCACCCCUACCUGAGGUCCUACGUUUAACCACAUCACUAACCAUCUAGUCGUUCUAUUCUACGAAGGUGAUACUUCAAAAACAUCUAUCACCAAACAAGCAACCCAUAAUUGUUUACUUCAUACGCGAUAUUCCAUAGCUAUAAAGAGAAAUCGAGCAGACUACUGCUUAUUAUACUUUCCCUUUGAUAUCACACUUAUGCCACACCUGAUGCAUGUUUAGAAAGUCCAAGCAAUCUUCCUGAAUCCAUAUCAUUGUUUUGUUAACCAGUGACUCACCAUUAUUAAUGAAACUUUCAAGUGAAGUGAUCACGUUGCUCAUGUACUUCAUAAUCCAUAAUCAGGUCAUAUGUUGAUUCAAACCAGUACUAAUGCAAAAGUUUGCACUUCUAGGAAGAGUAUUUCAUCCUAAAGUUUAUUGAGUUGUAACUUAAUAAGUUUCACAGAUUGAAGUUUGUCGAAUUUUUAAUCAAAAUGAGACAUUUUGUAAAUAAAUGGAUAUUUUACAUUUCAAGCAUGCCAACUAUUAUAUUUAAAACAUGACACAAUUACACAUUAAAUUUGUCCUAAUAGAUUAAUUGAUUAAAUUUGGAUGCUUCCGUCCUUCAUUAUCGUCUAAAAAUCAGUUAUCUAUGUUAUUCUGUAUUCUUUUUAUCCACUUUUGUGAUAAAUUCUUUUUGUAGACUUUAAGUAUCAUUUUAUGUAUCAUUCAUCUUUUUUUUAAAUAAUAACCAGCCCUUGUAGUCUCAUGUGUGACGAAAUCUCAGCACGGA
Messenger RNA from Schistosoma bovis, 5920 nucleotides. The record is from the annotation of a GenBank genome assembly. Lineage: Eukaryota; Metazoa; Platyhelminthes; Trematoda; Strigeidida; Schistosomatidae.